Capsicum annuum is the source of this 961-nucleotide messenger RNA. Its product is annotated as MADS-box transcription factor 27-like. Gene Ontology annotation, cellular component: nucleus. The record is from RefSeq and is a predicted model, not a curated record. Gene Ontology annotation, molecular function: DNA-binding transcription factor activity, RNA polymerase II-specific; RNA polymerase II cis-regulatory region sequence-specific DNA binding; protein dimerization activity. Bases 97 to 630 code for a protein of 177 amino acids. The transcript has 7 exons. Gene Ontology annotation, biological process: positive regulation of transcription by RNA polymerase II. NCBI's taxonomy places the organism in Eukaryota, Viridiplantae, Streptophyta, Magnoliopsida, Solanales, Solanaceae.
UUUUAACCUAAAAGACCUAAUAUAUAUUCUCUUGAUUAAUUCUUCUUGAUUUCUAUUUGUAGGGUGAAACCCUAGAUAAUUAGCAAGCUAAAAUAGAUGGGAAGGGGAAAGAUUGUAAUCCGAAGGAUCGAUAACACAUCGAGCAGGCAAGUCACUUUCUCUAAGAGAAGGAAUGGAUUGUUGAAGAAAGCUAAGGAGUUAGCUAUCCUUUGUGAUGCACAAGUUGGAUUGAUCAUUUUCUCCAGCACUGGAAAGCGCUAUGAAUUUUCUAACACCAGAAUGGAAUCAAUUGUUGAACGAUAUAAUAAAGCGAAAGACGACUAUCAGCAAUCACACAACCCAGUAAAAGAACUGAAGAAAGAGGCAGCAAUAUUGCAGCAACAAUUACAGGAACUACAACAAACUCUUAGACAAUUUAUGGGAGAACAACUCUCUGGUUUAACUGUUAAGGACCUGCAGAAUCUGGAGAGUCGACUAGAAAUGAGCUUAAGGGGCAUCCGCGUGAAAAAGGAGCAAAUAUUAUGUAAUGAGAUUCAAGAGCUAUCUUGGAAGGGGAGUCUAAUGCAUCAACAAAAUUCGGAACUCUUUCAAAAGGUAAAAGCCAGUAUACCGAAAAUGGUAAAUGACUGAUCGAUAAGUAUGAACUACUCAGCAGCAUAACAGAAAAGGCCAACAAAGGCUAUGUGAUUGUUCUGUUAUUGUGUCAUGACUAUAGUAACAAAGCGAGCUCAUAUGAUGUGUACUGUAUAUCUUACUCGUACUGGAAUUAUACAUAUUACAUAAUCUAAUUUAUGAUGAAAAUUUUGUGGACGGACAAAGUUCCUGAGAGAUUUGUGACACACUUCAAUGCUGCUGUGGACUAAACUUUGAGAUGGAAAACUUCUGUCACAAAAAAAAAAUCUAUUUUUUAAGAAUUUGUGACAGGAGUUAGAGAAGGAUUGUAUGUGUGACACAAAGUAAA